AUAGGCUCACACGUUGCACGGGACCGUUUGGUUUGAAUUCUGACACUUCGGAGCCAAACUAUGGAAUCUGGAAGAACAAGUUUUGAGGUCUCAAAGAGAGAGAGAAAAAGGGAAAUUCAGUUUCUGAGAUAUCUAUGAGUGAGUGUUAACUAAUUGAAAUUUUGAGACUCACUUCCCAAAGAUGGUUACUAGAAGCCCACCAAAGCAAAACAAAAUGUUAGCUGUUCUCAAUCCUGCUCUAAUCAGAGAAACACUCAACAAGGUGGAUCAGUGCAUGGUUCGACUACAGGAACUUCAGUACACGGUGGCCGGUGGAAAGAAGGUGGUGUCAGGGGUAAGUCUCAGCCCUCGCAGCACCAAAGGUUAUCUCCGAACCAGUCUAAGGUGCAAGCAAGAAUCUGUCAGGAUCAAGCAUGAUGCACCAAGAAGAUUUACCCCGGGGAAGUUUCCUAAGCCAACUAAUUCAGGUGAAGAAUGGAGGCAAAUGUCAUUGCCAGCAAUGCUUGUUGGCGAAACUGUUGGAGAAAUUUAUAAGGCAAGUCAAUUUGCCAGAGAAAUAGUUUCAGCAGUUAGUAGGAAAACUGCCACCAAGGAACCAAAAACUCCACUGUCCCAACGGUCAAACCAGAAAGUUGACCUUGAAAACACACAACUCAAUGCUAGAAGAAGGAAAGAGAAGCAAAUUAAACCAGUCUCUGAUACCCCACCACCUCAACGGGCUCGUUCAAGGAUCAACUUUAAGAUUUCUCCUCCAAAAGCCUUUGACAAAAAGAAUGAUAACAAGUGUUUGCCAAAUAGGGCAUGUGCUAGCAAUAGAACUAACAAGAAAAAGAAUGAUAACAAGUGUUUGCCAAAUAGGGCAUGUGCUAGCAAUAGAACUAACAAGACAAUGCUAGUCCCCAAACCUUUAUUCUUGUCUACACAUUCUUCAAGGCAACAACAGUUUUGCCAGACAAAAUCUCCUGUCAUAUCAAGAAACAUAGGAACACAACAAAAGUGUUUGAUCAAGUCCCCACCACCUUCAGCAGCUUCCAAAGUUCAAGUCAAAGUAAAAAACCCAUCAAUUAUGUUUAUUUCUUCUUCACCCACAAGACCUACAACUACAAGUUUGAGUUUUUUGAGUUUCAGCAAGAAGAAUUCUCCUCAAACAAAGAGAUGGGUUCGAACUUCCUCUCCUUCUAGAAUGGCAACAUGAUUAUUAGCUUCACCUUUAAAGAGCAAGAAAACUGUGCAAAAAAGUAAUGGGGUAAUAAAUUUGAGGAAGUAUUCUCCAAAGAGAUCAGUUGCAUCAAAAUUAUGUCGAACUUUCUCUCCUUCAAGGCUGGCAACAAGAUUUGUUUCACCAUUGAAAAGCAGGAAAAGCACACAGCAAAAUGAUGGAUUGGUAAGUGGAGUGAAACAACGCCCAGCAAAGUGACAUGCUACUUUUUUUUAAAGCUUUGAUGAGGUCAAUAAUAUCUCAAUUCUCAAGAGUCGGAAGGGUUUUUAUUAUUUUUUUAGAGUAAAUAAAUAAGCUUCUAGCUUCAAAAAUAAUGCUAGCUCCUAGAGAGUGUUUGUGUAAAUAUCCUUGUUUUAUACGUUUUUUUACUUAUUUUAUAAACACGUGUUAAAUAAACAUUGACCCAUGUUUGAAUAUGCUUAAUUUCGCGAC
Molecule: messenger RNA, 1651 nt
Organism: Glycine soja
Lineage: Eukaryota; Viridiplantae; Streptophyta; Magnoliopsida; Fabales; Fabaceae
Product: probable microtubule-binding protein TANGLED
Exons: 4
Coding region: 182-1195 (337 amino acids)
Biological process (GO): regulation of phragmoplast microtubule organization
Molecular function (GO): microtubule binding
Source: RefSeq, a predicted model, not a curated record